Messenger RNA from Venustampulla echinocandica, 4572 nucleotides. RefSeq lists its product as uncharacterized. The coding region runs from base 1 to 4572 and encodes 1523 amino acids. NCBI's taxonomy places the organism in Eukaryota, Fungi, Ascomycota, Leotiomycetes, Helotiales, Pleuroascaceae. The transcript is spliced from 5 exons. The record is from RefSeq and is a predicted model, not a curated record.
AUGCUAGACCCGGAAGAGCAAGAGAGUCAAAUCGUGGCUCGGCUCCACAACCCACCGUCAGAUGACACGGAGCUUGAUGGGGAUGAUACUGCGCCUAGCCCGAAUGACCUUGACGAGGAACAUAAUAGUCUAAGAUACCGGGUGGACGAGACUCAGUUCGUCGCCAUAGAGCUUGAAUCUCAAGUCCAGGAGAGCAGCUUCUAUCGUCCCAUCAUGCGGCCCGAACCAGGUACCACCGACGACAUAUCUCAGGGCUUCAGGUUUGGCCUACCAGCCAAACCCGCAAUCGGUCGUUUUAGCUACGGCAGACCACAGAAAGAAACACUUGAUCGGCAUCAUAUUGACAGGGUCGCUGAUUCGGUGCCUGUCCAUCAGCCGAUCAACAUCAUCCGUGCCGAAGCUCCUCGUCCACGCCCGGAUUCCCGAUCAGUAGCUGCUGUUGAGAAGUCUUUAGCACAAACCGUACGGCCAGAGCCACUCACCAAGUCAAACUCAGCGGUAGAUCUAGAUCCAGGGACAAGAGUUGAAGAUAUUGGCUUCAACCAGAAGAAGAAAGGGGCGUCAGUCGUGUCUCGGAGACCUAAACUUAGGCAACAUUCCUUUUCGGAAGAUGCAAACACUCAGAGAUCUAAAACUCGAAGGCAUCCAUUUCCAGAGGUGGCAAACAUUAGUCAGUUUGAUCAGUCCAUUGAAACGCCCACAAGGCAUCCAGAUCAGCUAGUGAACUCGGACAACCACACUUCAGAUGUGUCUGCGCAUCUAAACCCUUCAUUAGAUGUGCACUUUGGCGCCGGUCUAUCUAGCCAACCCCAUAACGUCGCUAGACAUCACCCAGGUCUGCUAGAGACUGGUCGCAGCUCGACUCGAAACUCCUUUCCCGAUCAUGUCCCGAAAGCGUUAGAGACCAAUCACCAAUCAAACAAGUCCCGCGAUAUUAUUUUGCAUCAAGAUGAGCUCCCCAUGAAUAGUAGGCCAUUAUCGCGAAACUCCACGAGAGAUCAUUGCCCGGACUUCACUCAUCCUCCGUAUCUGCACCCAGAAUCCCAACUUCCAUCGCAGAUUUCAUGUGGGACGCAGUCUCGUCCACAGUCAGCCAGUAAUAUUCGAGUUGCUAUAACCAGGCCUCUAAAUCCUAGAGACCUUUUACCACAAAGUACUAUUGACUCCCCCACUCGUCAUUCCCAUCAUGCAGCCAAAGUCGGAAGGCCGACAGACAAGCACCAUGCGACUCGCACGCUACUUUCUAAUUCAACCGGCGGAAAAUCUACCCUUUGGAAUCAGGAACGAGCCGAAAUGAUUGCUCGAUACCCUUCCUUCUUAGAAGAAGUAAUGAAAUACAAGACAAUAGCGGAGGACUACCAAGCCAAGGAUGCGUAUAUCGAGUCGCAAGAGAAAGACAUUGAGAAGCUCAAGCGCUCAGAAGAUGAACUUAGAAAAAGAUCCGAAUCACUAGAAGCAGCGAAUCUUGCCCUGGAGGAGAGGGCUCGAAAAUGCACGGAACUCGGCUCGAAGUAUAAGGAACACAUGAACAAAGUCGUACAGUGCCAGGAAAUGCUAGUAACUCAGGCAAAGGACAUGCGAAAAGUUUCAUCGCAGGCCAUUGCUACCUAUGCUGCACAUCAGACUGCCUAUUCUAUAAAUGAAGCUGCCACCACGAAGAUCACGGAUGCACUCAAGGCCAUUAAAGAAACGCGGCUAGAAGUGGACAAAUCGGUAGCUGACGAGAAAUCUUUGCUGCUUAGCACGCAAAAAAGGACAGAAGAGAUAGCAAAGAAGCUUAAAGAGCAGCUUUCGGUUAAAUUAGUAGAUGCUUUGAGGACAAAUGACCUCCUAAAAGAAGACCUCCAGAAAAAUCUUAUAGAACUGUCCCGGGAGCAACACCAUUCCGAACAGCUUCACCUACAACUCUCAGGCCAGUUGAAAGCGCACAGGGAACUUGCUGAGCUUUUACGGAAGAUUCCAGUAGAUGUUGCCCAUCAAUUAACAGGAAAUGAAACUGUUUUGGGGCAGGUUUUGGCUUUAACAAACAUAACACAUGUUAAGCUUGAUGAGCUCACUACUGUUAUCGAAGACCUGAAUGAUCAUGAGCCAGAGCCACCGUCACUUUUAAGUGAACUACAAGCUUCGGAUAAUAAUAAAGGUGCUCGACAAGAGUGUAUCCUCAAAGAAUUUGAGGAUUUGAAGGUGCUGGUCCACCAAUUACAAGGCGACACUCAGGCUCAAAAUGCCUUCAACGCCCAGAUUUCCAAGCUACGCGAGUCCAAUGCGGCCCUAGAAGCUGAUAAUAGUGGCUAUGAACGGGAUCUCCAAAGUUUGGCCCGGCAGUUAGACGAGAUGCGGCAAGACUUUAGCAAUUGUCGUGAUCAAUUAUCGGUAAAAUCGCACGAUCUUGCGGUCCACCUUGCUCUCCCAAAAGAAGACCCGCGACAUGUCACUAAAAUUCAGGAGCUGGAAAGUGCGAACUCCGGCCUCCAUGAUCAGUUAAACUCUAGAACUGAAGAUGUAUUUAAAAUUGAGGAGGAACUGAGGUGGAUUCGAGAAGAACUCAAGGAAGCAGGAAACCAGAUGCAACAUCUCGAAAAGGAGAAGAAAGAACUUCAGGCAGCUCUAACAGCGGAAGUGGGACAUGCUAAGAGAGCCAAAACGGUAGACGAUGAAAAGCUGCUCAAGCUCAGUUCAACUACAAAAAAUCUAAGAGAUAUGUGCGCGGAUAAGGAUACACAGUUGAAGUCUAUCAGGGAAGAGCUACAAAAGCUUAGAGUCGAGAACGAACUUUUAGCUAAUAAUACCGACGCGCACCAAUCCGAGAGGGCGUUGCUCGAGGCGCAGGUGCUCAAAAUCGUAGAAUCCCAAGAAAGAUUGGAGACUCUAUGCGUAGACUCUGACACUCAGAAACGGAUAAUCGAACUUGGAUCGGUUGGCGACGACGUUCGGAAGCUCGCUACUCGAGUUAUUGAAAUAAGAGAUAGUACUGAUAAAGACAUCGAAACUCUGUCGACUGCCCAUUUAAAACUUGGCGACGACAUUCGGAAAUCAGAGGACGACAAUGCUUCGCUCUGGAAACAGAUCGCUGAACUACAAGUCCAAAGCAACCAAAUCCACAUGCCAUAUGGCAAUACCAAGAUUCCCCCGCCUGCCAGGUAUAAUAGCCAGGUCGGCUCUAUCCAGUCGCGAUCCCAACGGAAGGCGCUCCAGAGCAUCUUACCACCUAUGAUUCCAAAUCAAAAGGCUGCUGUCAAUCUACCAUCAUCGCCAACAGACUCCUUGUCUCCGCGAUCUCAGGCUCAUGCGGAAGAUGAUGCAAUUCUCAACCCGAAUCUUGGGUGUCCGAAGCGUGCUCUUCGCACUGCUGUAAACAGGAAGCUUCAGUCAGACUUAAAAUCCCACCAAGGAUCUCCUCACCCAACUUCACCGCCACAGCACCCUUCUAGCUGGGGAAAUUUAGAACAAUCCUGCCAGCCUAAUGAAAUUCCUGAAACUCAGCAAUCUAGUCCGCUCAAUGAAAUCCCUGAAACUCAACUCUCGCAAGAUACUGAGCUAUCCCUAUGGCCGGAAACCAACUUCCAGCGGCCGCAAGAGCUCACAUCUAAGCCAUCUACGAGGAAGGCAUCUAAUAGAAAAAGCAUCAGUAGCCGAUUGACAUGCCAACCUAAAGAGUCUAAGGUAACUACUCGGGAGGUACAAGACAGCCAAUCUCAGUUUCAGCAGCGAGGCACUACGUUAAUUCUGGGAAAUGGGCGCCAGAGUACCAGUUUCCAUGAUCCGUCGACCAAGGAGAGAGAAAUUACCACGUCAUAUAAUGAUGUAGAUGUUGGGCCUUUUAGCCGACUAGCAACACAAGAACGGGUACAGCGACCGGCUCUCGAUCAAACAUUGCCUUCGUCAACUCAGACAAUGCCAAUAAUGAGACCACCCUCAGCAGCGGGAUCUACUAUUUCAACUAUGAGCCCUUUGUCAGAUCUUGAAGAUAGGAUGCAUGAUUUGGAACGAGCGGAUGGGCAUGCGUCUGAUUGGGGGCACAACAAGGGAACCCCUAGAUCGCAUACCUGGACCACAGCUACAAAUCCAAAUCCAGAAAGUCAAAGAGUAAAUUCUUCUACAUCUCAGGCACUCAUAACACCUGGAAAGGCUACCCAAGCUCAGGGGAAACAAGCCAAACGCAGCGAGCCGAACCAUCGCCAGAAAUUAAAUCUGAAGAGCGCUUUGAAGUCGAACCCCUGGGGUCCUACCAUUAAUGAAUCGAGUGCUAGUGCCGUUAAAGAUCCUUAUGAGAUCCCCAAGCUCCAGCCUCUACUACCAAAUCCCACAUCACAGAACAAGGUUGUUGGACAAAACAUCAACAAAGGCCGUUCGUACAAGCGCGUUGUGGAAGGCAACCAUGGCAAAUCCAGCACCUCCACCUCAAUCUACACCCAUCACCCUGCCAUACCUCAGCAGUCUCCCAUGGCUGGAGUACCUCGUCGCAACAGGAGUAAUAGAGCCAAAAGACAAUCAGAGACAGAUGCUUCCGACAGACCAUCCAAGGUUCCAAGGAUUUCGCUACCCAUUGGCGGUCUUGUGCAUCAGUCCUAA